UUGCAGUUCAAAGCACUCACGCGUUCUGGGGAUUGUACUUGGAGACUAGAAAGGAGCACUUUAUGGUUUCAUCCGACAGAGUUGAAAAGCAAACUUUCACCAGCUGGCUUGUUUUUGCCCUUUCAAGCGCGGACCCUCUUGCAGAAAACACACUCAUCCUCGGAGUCUUGUCAGAAGCUCAUGCGUAAAGACAAUCUCCAAGUCGGUUUUACGCACCGGACCGAAAGAGAAUCAGCUGUCGCUUUUCCUGUGCACUUCUCUCAGCUGAAAUACUUUUGAUCGAACUCAUCCUGGCAAGGUAAAGUCCUUUUAGAGGCUGUUCCUCUCGCGAGAAAGCAGAAAUAACUCCCCCCCCCGUUUCACGCGUAAUUUGGCACCAAACGGUUUUUCGUAUGAAUCUCCUCGACCCUUACCUGAAGAUGACGGAGGAACAAGACAAGUGUCUCUCUGACGCCCCGAGCCCGAGCAUGUCCGAGGACUCCGCGGGCUCCCCGUGCCCGUCCGGCUCGGGCUCCGACACCGAGAACACCCGGCCGUCCGAGAACGGGCUGCUCAGAGCGGACGGAGACUUCAAGAAGGACGAGGACGAUAAGUUCCCCGCUUGCAUCCGUGACGCCGUGUCCCAGGUGCUCAAGGGCUACGACUGGACCCUCGUGCCUAUGCCAGUGCGCGUUAACGGAUCUUCUAAGAACAAGCCUCACGUUAAGAGACCGAUGAAUGCCUUCAUGGUGUGGGCUCAGGCUGCACGGAGGAAGCUGGCGGAUCAGUACCCACACCUGCAUAACGCGGAGCUCAGCAAAACUCUGGGGAAACUCUGGAGACUUCUCAACGAAGGGGAGAAGCGGCCGUUUGUGGAAGAGGCUGAGAGGCUCCGGGUGCAGCACAAGAAGGAUCACCCGGACUACAAAUACCAGCCCCGGCGGAGAAAGUCUGUGAAGAACGGACAGAGUGAGUCUGAGGACGGCAGCGAGCAGACGCACAUUUCCCCCAAUGCCAUCUUCAAAGCUCUCCAGCAGGCGGACUCCCCGGCCUCCAGCAUGGGAGAGGUGCACUCUCCGGGUGAGCAUUCAGGCUCCCAGGGGCCCCCUACCCCUCCCACCACCCCAAAGACUGAUGUCAACUCAGGCAAGAUGGACCUAAAGCGUGAAGGUGGCCUCCGCUCUCUGCCCGAUGGCCCCGGAGGGCGCCAGCUCAACAUCGACUUCCGCGAUGUGGACAUCGGUGAGCUGAGCAGUGACGUCAUCUCCCACAUUGAAACCUUUGACGUCAACGAGUUCGACCAGUACCUCCCGCCUAACGGGCACCCUGGCUCUGCCAGCGGCCCUGGCAACACCACGCCGGUCAGCUACACCGGCACCUACAGCAUCAGCAGCGGCGCCCCGGUCAGCCCGCAGGCAGGAGGCGUCGCAGCCUGGAUGGCUAAAAGCCAAAACCAGCAGGGACAGCAGCAGCAGCAUACCCUCACCACCCUGGGGAGCAGCAGCGGCAGCUCAGAGGCGGCUCAGGCCCAGCACAGGACCCAGAUCAAGACAGAGCAGCUGAGCCCGAGCCACUACAGCGAGCAGCAGGGCUCCCCGCAGCACGUCGCCUACAGCCCCUUCAACCUGCAGCACUACAGCCCCUCCUCCUCCUACCCGGCCAUCUCCAGGGCGCAGCAGUACGACUACCCCGACCACCAGGGGGGCGGCACCACCGCAGCCUCCUACUACAGUCACGCGGGGGCGGGGCAGGGCUCGGGGCUGUACUCGACUUUCAGCUACAUGAGCAGCCCCAGCCAGAGGCCAAUGUACACGCCCAUAGCUGACAACACAGGGGUGCCCUCCAUCCCUCAGAGCAGCCCGCAGCACUGGGAGCAGGCUCCGGUUUACACCCAGCUCACCAGGCCCUGAGCAUGACUAAGAGACAACACACUCAAACAAUGACAUGUACAGCCAUACACACCGAACACACACACACACACACACACACACACACACACACACACACACACACCACACACCCAAAACACUUUACUCCAGGGAGAGCUCUUCCUCCGGAGCUGCUCCCUGAAUCAGACACUUGAAUUCGAAGAAGAGGAGAGCUGGACUUGUGAUUGGCUCACGUCGUGCCUUGCUAUUGUAUCUUUGAUAGAAACUAUAUAUAUUUUUAGAGAGAUGAAAAGACUUAGAAAAAUCCUCUGUGAGGACUAUUUGAUUGUCGAUAUUUCAGUAGGUACUGUGUAUGUUUCUUUUUGGUUUGUUCUUUUCCUUCAUACGCUGGCAGUUUGUAACCCAUGGGGGUGGGAAGGGAAGGGAGGGGAGGGUUUGGGUAAUUAUUUGUACCUGUAGAUAUAAAACAAAAAGCUUUAUAUUUUAAACAGUUCAGCAACUAACCACUCAUGGUAGUGCCGUAUCUGGUUCUCUGUCCCAUUGCAUACAAGGAUCUCUGUUUGUUGUUUUUGUUGCUUACUCUUUUCUGUGCCAUUCAGCAAGUAUGGUUUGUAUUUAAGCUGUUGAUUUUUUUUUCUCAAGUUAUGUGUCACGAUUGUUGGAAAAGCUAUUAGGCAAUACAGAGAACGAGAGGAGAGACUUGGUUUCACAAUGCUGUGCUGUCUUGACGGGGGGACUGCAGCCCUUUCCACCAUCCGUGCCUUGGAUUUUUUACAUUUUCUCUGACUUUUUGUAUGCGUGUGUGCGCGUGUGCAUGUGUAUGUGUGUGUGUGUGUGUGUGUGUGUGUGUGUGUGUGUGUAUCGUGGGUGCGUGUGCGUGCAAUGGCCACAGCUGAGAUUACACUUAACCAUCCAACAGCGUGUGUUUGACAGCUACAGGAAGUCACCUUUGACCCCCUUGGGUGUCCCCCUGCAGUCUCCCUCCCACCAUGCUGGUGUCCAAAACACCCUCCCCUUUUACCCCCUUCCCCUUUGGUCAAAUCCAGUUUAAAACUUUAUUUAUUUAUUAGCUUUAAUUUUAUUUCAAAGUAAUUAUUUUGCAUACUAUUCUUAUAACUAAUGAAUUGUCCUCUUUGAAAUGUAGACGGCAUAUAAUUUCCCCUUUUUUUUUUAAAUUUUGGUUUUCAACCCAGGGGGUACUUAGACAAAAUGGUACACGCUGUAAUCGUCUUUUUUUGGUUUAUUUAUCUUAUGUAAAUGUCUAUUUUAAGUAUGUAUUUGCCUUUUUCGGAGGGUCGGGGGGGAUUAUCUAACGAAAUGUGUACGGAUUAUUUGUUAUUUGUGAAUUUCCUUUGAGUUGGACUUUAAACUAUGGCUGAAAGAACUGGAAAACGUUAUCUCAGUUACAAGGUUUUUUACAGUUUUUCUGUUUGCCUUCUUUGUUUGUGCGAUCACCAGAGGGACCAUCCAUCCUUUCUGCUCUGCAAGCUCCAUUUCCUUUUCUCUCAAUAUCAAAGAACUGAUGUUCCCAGUACUCUUAUUUCUUCUGUGAUGUUGCCAUGUAUUUGUACGGUCUUAAAAGAAUCUUUUGUAUAUGUAUUUGCAAUAAAAAAAAGAAAAUGCUAUUAAAAA
Dicentrarchus labrax (European seabass) is the source of this 3500-nucleotide messenger RNA. Its product is annotated as transcription factor Sox-9-A. The coding region runs from base 393 to 1889 and encodes 498 amino acids. Gene Ontology annotation, biological process: positive regulation of chondrocyte differentiation; morphogenesis of an epithelium; oligodendrocyte differentiation. Lineage: Eukaryota; Metazoa; Chordata; Actinopteri; Moronidae. The record is from RefSeq and is a predicted model, not a curated record. Gene Ontology annotation, cellular component: nucleus. Gene Ontology annotation, molecular function: RNA polymerase II cis-regulatory region sequence-specific DNA binding; DNA-binding transcription factor activity, RNA polymerase II-specific. The transcript is spliced from 3 exons.